Molecule: messenger RNA, 14484 nt
Organism: Diuraphis noxia (Russian wheat aphid)
Lineage: Eukaryota; Metazoa; Arthropoda; Insecta; Hemiptera; Aphididae
Gene: kis
Product: chromodomain helicase DNA binding protein kismet
Molecular function (GO): protein binding; ATP binding
Source: RefSeq, a predicted model, not a curated record
ACCGGCAAAUCGUCGACGGCGCCGCUCGCCGUCAUGGUUUGUGUGUACGACGGGGCGCAGAUCCUGUGCGUGCGGGCGUGAGUUCGUGAACACCGCGACGUACCGUCAGAGAGAGUGUGCGUUGUGUAUGUGUUUAUGUAUUGGCGUGUGCGCGGAUGUGUGCGUGCGUGUGCGUGUGUGAAUUGCCGGUGGAGUUGCUUUUGACUGUUAAACCUUAAACGGGAAUACAUUUAAUAAUAUUAUAAUUUAAAAUAAAAAUAAAACAUAAAUCAUACAAAUAAAACACAAAUUAAUGUCAACGCCAAAAAGUACAAUAUAGUUAGGUAGUAUAAUAGUAUACCGUGAAUGUAACCCAAAUAGAGUAAUAGUGAUGGUAGUUGUGUGUCUAACCUACACGAAAUUUAGAAAUUUGAACGAAUUACGAAAAAUCUAAAUACCAUUGAAGAUAGAACAGAGUCCGGGAACGUCGUCUCGCUCACGACACACGACGUGCAGUACAACUACUACACUACUACUACUACUACUACUACAACUACUACUACUAUACUACUACUACCACACGGAAUAUUGUUUACCACUACUGCUACAUAAUACACACAUCAUAUAUACAUACAUAAACUAUUAUUAUUAUUAUUAUUAUUAUAUUAUUAUCGUUGGUUGUAAAAUUUUCGUUUCUUAUCGACACGGAUCUUUCGUUUGUGUUUGUCUCGUUCGCGAAUUCGCGAUAGACCUUGUACGGAUUUUCACUGCCGUUGUAGUUCGGAAGUGAGUUUACACGCACGGGACUGGAAUCGAACUCGAGUCGUUGCCGCCGCCGCCGCCGCGUAACAUGCAUUUUGGCCGCCGUCGCUGCAGUUGUUUCUACGUUAAAAGUGUCACGGCGCCUACAUGAAUGGUUGUCGUUCAUGUUGUUGCCGCUUAGCUACGACGCCGCGAUAUCAAUACACGACAGAAAUUAUGAUGUGAUUGUGUCGAGAGACUAUGUCCGGAAAUAAAUCCAAAACUGAUUAAUUUCAAUUACGUCAAACAAUGUCAGACGGCGACACCAAUGAAGAUCUGCUAAAUAGCAGUAUUUAGUUGGUUCAGAAGAUUAUGGAUUCAUAUGAGUUGUUUGGAGAGGAUGUGGGUGGAAACAUGUUGGAAGGUUUAUCUGAAUUGGGAGGAGAUAAUUUCACAGAUGUGGCUGGCCGUGGAAGUCAACCCCCUGCAAAUACAGGUUAUGCCCAAUCGCAACCAUAUCAGUUACCUGGAGAAAUGCAUGGUCACCAAGGGGAGUCUCCACUACAAAAACUUGCAUCAUUUGGACCCCCAAGUGGUACAGGGCCAAGUGCACCGGAUUACAACCCUGGUAAUCACAUGGAUCAUUUUCAUACUAAUCACUCUGGAUCAGCUUAUGGAGCAAGUAGGGUUUCUUCAGGUCUAAGACCUAAUUUAGGACAAUCUGGACCGCCACAGUAUUCACCUUACUCAGAUGCUGCUGCAGGCAUGUAUGGUGCCACUGAUCAAGCUGCUCUACAAGCUUGGUCUAAUUAUCCUGCUCCAGGUAUUAGUAGGCAUUAUCCACACAUAGCUCAACCAUCUUACAGACAACACAUGAGUUAUCAACAACAACCCAGUCAAGAAAAUCAACAGAAACCGGGCCAGUAUGUAUCUAUGAUGACUUCACAUCAAACUCCAUCUAGUGUUUAUUCGCGAAGUCAACAACAAUCAAUGGCGCCUUAUCAAAAUAUGAUGUAUUCUAAUACUUCACCAGGGUAUUCUGCUUAUGGUCAUCAACAGAACACUACUACUGUUUCUUCACGGAUACCACCACAUCACAUGCAACAAUAUCCACAACAACAAAUGCAAAUGCCUGAAAUUCCUAAUCCUCAAGCUCCGUCAAACUACAAUCAUUUACAAACMCAAAUGACUUCUCAUCCAGCAUUUUCACAGCAACCUCAACCACCUCAACAACAACAAUCUCAACCACAACAACCACAACAACAAAUGCCACAAAGAUCAUUAGGAAUCGAUGUACCUAGUAAUCCUUCUUAUGGACCACCUAGUGGGGGUAACCAAAGUAAACCUCAUACUUCUCAAGGAGGAAGUCCUCAGCCACAAUACCGUGCACAGUUUCCCCAACUGUCACCCCAAAUGUCUCCACGACCUCAAAUGUCACCUAGACCACAAAUGUCUCCAAGGCCUGUAAUGUCACCAGCAAAACCAACAACACAUUCACCACAUCCUCAUUCCGCUCAAUCUAAUAUGUCUCCGAGGCCUGCUACAGCAUUAACCCCAAAAGCAGUGGCUACUUCUAGCCCAUCUCCUUAUGCUCAACAGAGUACCCUUCAACAACUUGAACAAAUGGUGAUGCCUACAGUUAAUACUAACCCAACCACCGAUUACCCAGGAUAUAGAAGUGGCUUACAAGCUAAUACUUCACCUCAUUGGCAGUCAGCACCAAGACCUCCACAUAACGGAGGAAUGGUUUCUCAAAAUAUUAAUGACCAAGGAUUACCGGUUUAUUCAGCAAUGCCAUCUGAAGACCAAAAUCUGGAUUCUUCUAAAUCCCAAUCUAAUUCUAAUUCUAGUGAACCGCAACACAUUCCUGUUUCACAUUCUGCAGAUAUGCCUCCAACAUUAGAACCACAAACAAAUAUACCACCAGCACAACAGCAGCAACAAUUACAGCCAACAAAUCAGAACCCAAGUUCAAUGGAACAUAUGGGAUCUAACAGUAUGACUUCUACUAGUAUAGGUUAUAAUGACUCAAUGUCACAGUAUCAAAAUGGUAAUAAAAUGGAAGAAAUGAUCAACAAUCAACCAACUGAUGCACCUCAACAGAUACAACAUUCCCAAGCUUCGAUGUACGAUCCUAGAGGCCCUCCACCUCCAGGAAUGUACCAUUCUUCACCAAUUAGUCACCAACAAGAAAUGGCUGCAUUACAACAGCAACUUCAAGAAUUAUAUUGUAUGCCACCUUCUGGGCCUGAUCAUCAAUUAAGGAUAAAUCAUAUUCAAGACAGAAUAUCCAUUCUGCAACAACAUGAGGCAAAUGAUCAAUGUAUGGGUGGUGUACACUGUCCAGUUGUCAACCCUAUGUAUCAACCUGCUAUAAUGGAACCGGCUGUACCAGUGGUGUCUGGACGUGGAAGAGGAAGAGGGCGUGGAAGAGGAAGAGGUACUACUUCAGGUGAAGGCCGAGGGACACCCAGACCUAGAAAAAGCAGGAAAAAAGCCCAAGAGCCUGAACAAAUUCCAUUUUCUCCUCCUUUAUUACAACCAGAAAUGCCAACACAUCCAAUGGUGCCACAAGAUAUGAUGCCAUUGCAUAUGAAUAUGAGUCCUGGUAUGCCUCAACCUCAUCAUAUGAUGGCUCCCGGAAUACCACAUAUGGGAAUGCCACCUAACCCCAUGCAUCAUGAACAUAUACCGCAAUCGUCUAUGUAUAAUAAUUCAGAUGCUUCAUAUCAUCACCAUAUGCAGUCCUUAGGAUGUCCACCACAGCAACAUGUGCCUCAACAACCUCCUCCACAACAGUUGCAACAGUUGCCUGUGCAGCAACCAAUUAUACCCUGCACUUCUGAGUCACAAAUAGUAUCAAAUUCUGUUCCUUAUCCAGAGCCUAUGCCUCCAGUUCACCUUGAACAACCUAUUCAAAUAUCUCCUGAACAACAACAGCAACAGCAACAUCCUCCACCACAACAGCCACAACUAGAAGAAUUGCAACAACAACAAAUACAAGAACCACCAAUAAUGCCUCAGUCUCCAGUUGAAUCAGAGUCAUUAUCGCGUGCUGAAUCUCCUUUGGUGGAGCCAAUAAACCAAUCUCCUCCGCCACCUGAAUCUGAAGUACUGUCACCACAAGCUCCAACAGAAGAGAAAAAAGAUUCUGAUCCUGAUAUUCAAUCACCAAUUGGAAGUCCUACUGUGGAAAAACCAGUCAUAGAUAAUGAUAAUACUUCAGUUGUUUCUCAUCAGUCUAGAUCAUUAUCACCAGCGGAAUUAAAUGAACCACAAUCUCUUGAACGAGAUUGUUGGUCUGGUAGUGAACAUGAUCCUCCUCCACCAACAUUGACCGCAGAAGUUUCACCUCCAACAUCUCCAAAAGCUGAAAAUGAAAUAACUGAAUCAAGUAUUUUCAAUUUCACUGAAGAUGAAGAACCUCCCCCACCACUUCAUUCAUUAUCUGAUGGAUCUCCUCGGAAAUUAAAAGCACUAACAAAAACGAAAAAAUCACAAUCUCCAAAAACAAAAAAGCCUAAAGCAACUAAAGUUCCUAAAUCUAAAGCAAAAGAUCGUAAGAAAAAAGAAAUUACUUUAGAACCUGAAACAGUUGAAGAAACUCCUCUUCCUCCUCCUCCAAAGCCUAAAAGACAAUCAAAAAAAAAGAAAAACACUACACCUGAAAAUAAAGUAUCUGAAGACAUAGAUAAAAGUAAAAAUACAUUGGAAAUAAAGCAAGAGGGAGUAAUUGAUGAAAUUUCUCCUGAUGAACUGGAAAGUAAAGUCGACGAAACAGUCGAAAAAGAGUUGGAUGAUACUGAGCUCGAUACAAAUCUCGAGAAGAAUGAUAAAGAAGCUAUAGCUGAUGAAUCACUUGCAGACGUAGAGUCAUUAUCUGAAAGUCAACCAGAGCAGCCAACUAAAUCUUCAAAAUCAUCUAAACGUAGUACUGAUCGAAAGUCAAAAAGUCGUAGCAGUCGUGCAUCCAAGCGUAAGAAACCUAAACCGCUGGUAACAAAUGAGUCUGAAAAUGAUGAGCCUAAUGUUACACCACCGCCGUCGCCUGAAGGGGAUGAUAAUAAACGAAGAUCUGGUAGACAUACACAAAGAAAAAAGUAUGUGGAUGACAUCAUGUUAGCUAUGUCUGAUGAGGAUUCACGAAAAUCUUCUUCUCCUCAACGUUCCAAAACCGCAGUUUCUGGUAAUGUAAAUGAAAAUAAACAAACAAGUCAAGAUAAAAAUGGAAAUGGAAGUAAUUCCGUUAAGCCCAAUAUGGUAUAUAUAAAUGUAACCGAUGAGGAUUCAAUGGUUGUUCAACACAUAUUAGCUGUUCGAAAAGGUACAAGAGAAGCUACCAAUUUAAAUAAAGAUGAUAAAAAUUCAACUAGUGAUAAUGAAGGGGAAAUUAAAAAAGAAAUCGAAGAAGUUCAAAGUGAUGAAAAAUCAGAUGAAAAACCUGAUGUAAAAUCUGAAAAGAUGUCAGAAGACUUACCUGAUGAAAAAUCUGUUGUCAAACCUGAAGAAUCUGAUACAACUUUAAAAACAGAACGUGAUGAAUCUGUGAAAAAUGAUGAAACUGAACAAAAUGCAGAUGAAAAUGAAGAUGGUUCAAAGAAAACUAUUGAAGUCGAUGAAUAUUAUGUUAAAUAUAGAAAUUUUUCAUACCUUCAUUGUGAGUGGAAAACCGAGGAAGAAUUAUUGAAAGGUGACAAGAGAAUUGCUGCUAAACUUAAAAGAUUUAAACAAAAAAUGGCAAAUAAUACUAAUAUUUUUGAAAAUCUCGAAGAAGAACCUUUCAAUCCUGAUUACAUUGAAGUAGAUCGUGUUCUUGAUGUAUCGGAACAAUUAGAAGAACCAAAUGCUGAAAAACCAACUAAGUACUAUUUGGUUAAGUGGCGAUCACUUCAAUAUGAAGACAGUACGUGGGAAUUAGAACAAGACGUUGAUCCAGCUAAAAUUGAAGUUUUUGAAAGAAUCAGAUAUACACCAUCAAAAGAUCAAUGGAAGCCUAAGAAAAAACCAUCUCCUAAUGAUUGGGUGAAAUUAGAUAAAUCUCCUGUAUAUAAAAGCAACAACACUCUUAGAGAAUAUCAAUUAGAAGGCCUUAACUGGUUACUUUUUUCUUGGUAUAAUGGACGCAAUUGUAUCUUGGCUGAUGAAAUGGGUCUUGGUAAAACAAUACAAUCAUUAACAUUUAUUCAUGCUGUUCAUGAAUAUGGUGUGCGAGGUCCAUUUUUAGUUAUAGCUCCAUUAUCAACAAUUCCAAAUUGGCAAAGAGAGUUUGAAGCAUGGACUGACUUGAAUGUUAUUGUUUACCAUGGAUCAUCUCAUAGUAGAAAUAUGGUACAGCAAUAUGAAAUGUAUUAUCGAAAUGAAAAAGGGACUAUUAUCAAGGAUAUAACAAAAUUUGAUGUUCUUAUUACAACGUUUGAGACCAUUAUAUCUGAUUGUAUGGAACUUCGAGACAUCRGUUGGCGACUAUGUGUAAUUGAUGAAGCUCAUCGUCUUAAAAAUAGGAACUGUAAACUGUUAGAAGGGUUACGUGCAUUAAACCUUGAACAUAGGGUUUUAUUGUCUGGAACACCACUACAAAAUAAUGUAAAUGAACUAUUUUCUUUACUUAAUUUCCUCGAACCAACACAGUUUUCAAGCUGUGAAGAUUUCUUACAAGAGUUYGGGGCUUUGAAAUCUGAAACUGAAGUACAAAAACUUCAAUUAUUAUUAAAGCCUAUGAUGUUAAGAAGAUUAAAAGAAGAUGUUGAAAAAUCAAUUGCYCCUAAAGAAGAAACUGUUGUUGAGGUGGAAUUGACCAACAUUCAGAAAAAGUACUAUAGAGGAAUUUUAGAGAAAAAUUUUUCAUUUUUAUCGAAGGGAACCACUUCAGCCAAUGUACCUAACCUUAUGAAUACAAUGAUGGAAUUAAGAAAAUGUUGUAUUCAUCCUUAUUUAUUGAAUGGCGCUGAAGACCAAAUUCAAUAUGAUUAUCGUAAUUUGAAUGGUGAUGAUCCAGAUGUUUAUUAUAAAGCUUUAAUUCAUUCAUCUGGUAAAAUGGUAUUAAUUGACAAAUUGUUACCAAAACUCAAAGACAAUGGACACAGAGUAUUAAUUUUUAGUCAGAUGGUGCGAUGCUUGGAUAUUAUUGAAGAUUAUUUAGUGUAUAGAAAAUAUCCGUUUGAAAGAUUAGAUGGUAGAAUUCGAGGAAAUUUACGUCAAGCUGCUAUUGAUAGAUUUUGCAAACCUGACUCUGAUAGAUUUGUAUUUUUAUUGUGUACUAAAGCAGGAGGAUUGGGUAUUAAUUUGACUGCUGCUGACACUGUUAUUAUUUACGAUAGUGAUUGGAAUCCCCAAAACGAUCUUCAGGCUCAAGCACGUUGUCAUAGAAUUGGUCAACAGAAAAUGGUUAAAGUAUAUAGACUUUUAUGUCGGAAUACUUAUGAAAGAGAAAUGUUCAAUAAAGCAUCUUUAAAACUUGGGUUGGAUAAAGCAAUUCUUCAAAGUAUGAAUACUGCACAAGGAAAAGAUUUAAACAACAAACAACUUACUAAAAAAGAAAUUGAAGACUUAUUAAAGAAAGGAGCUUAUGGUGCUGUUAUGGAAGAAGAUAAUGCAGGUGAUAAAUUUUGUGAAGAAGAUAUAGAUCAGAUUCUAAAACGUAGGACUCAAGUCAUUACAUUGGAAAGUGAAAAAGGAUCUACUUUUUCAAAAGCAAGUUUUGCAUCUAGUGGCAUUCGACAAGAUAUUGAUAUUGAUGAUCCUGAUUUUUGGAAAAAAUGGGCCAGGAAAGCUGACAUUGACACAUCUGAAGGAGGAGAUCAAAAUGAUUUAGUUAUAUCAGAACCACGUCGACGUACACAAAUUAAACGUUAUGGUCAUGAUGAAGCUGUGAUGGACAUGUCAGAAUUGGAAUCAUCUGGUUCUGCUGAUAGUGAUGUGGACAAUAGUUUAGGAGUCGGUCGUGGAAGAGGACGCCGGACUAGAAAAAGCAAAAAAUUACGUACUAAAUUUAUACCAGAUGAUUAUGUACCUAAAGAUGGUGAAGUCGCCUAUGGAUGUUGGACCAGAAGUGAAUGUUUUWAAGUUGAAAGGGGAAUUUUAACUUUUGGUUGGAGUCGCUGGCCAGAAAUMAUUCAACAUAAUGACUUUCGUGAAGGGUGGAAAGAAAGUGAUGUGGAGGAUCUUGCUCGGAUUGUUAUUUUAUAUUGUUUGCGUUUCUAUCGUGGGGAUGAAAAAAUACGGUCCUUUAUUUGGGAUCUCAUUACACCAGAUAAUAUUUCAACUGAUGAUUCUCCUUCUCAUGGUGGUCAAAGUUCCCGUGGAUCAAAAAAAUAUAGAAAGCCUAAACAAAAAGAUUUUAACACURCUCAAUUAAUUGAUGAAGAACAUUGGAGUAGAAACAGCAAAUAUGAUGGAGAUUUGUUUUUAGAAAGCAAUUAUCGUAAACAUUUAAGUCGACAUGCAAACAAAGUUUUAUUGCGAAUACGUAUGUUAUAUUACAUUAAAAGUGAUAUAGUUGGUGAGUUCGCAUUACAAGUUGCUGAAGGUGUUCAUGUCAGUGCCUUACCGAUUAAUACACCAAUUUGUGAUUUAACUCCUGCGCCUUGGUGGGACCGUGACGCAGAUCGUUCACUUUUGGUAGGAACGUAUAAACAUGGUUUUGAGUCCUAUAACCAAAUGAGAAGUGAUCCAGCUUUGAGUUUCCUUGCUAAAUGUGGCCCACCGACACUCGAAGAAAAAGAAACAUCAGUAACAAAAUUCAAUGAUAUCGAAGAAAGUGCUGAAUUACCUUUAAACUCUGAAGAAGUAUCAUCAGAGCCACCAACUCCUCUAGCAACUGAAGAUAACGCUAUAGCACCACCAACACCAACAUCUACCACAGAUGAAUACAUAUGGCCGUCAAUUGGUGAUCUUAACAACAGGGUUAGACGAUUAAUAAGUACCUGCCAGAGAAACUUCAAAAAAGAAGAACAAAAGUUGGUGCAAAAAGCUAAGGAUGUGACCAUGUAUAAAUAUGAUCUCGGAUCGCCGAGAUCUUUGAUGGAUUCCAUCAGUUCAUCACAGGCAUUGCCGCUAGGAGAAUCAACGUGCGCAGCGACGUCAGGUACAGCCCAAUUACCAGGAGACGUUGCCAGCCUCCUUGGUACGGGACAGCCCGGAUGGGACUGGCAACAACUGGCCAUGUAUCUUUGGAAGGUGGAAAGACGAGAAAAAUAUGAACAAUUUGUAAGGGAACGUGAACGUCAAAGACUCGAAAUAAGCCAGAAAAAAUGGACUCGUAAAGAAGAGCAAGAAUUUUAUAGAGCUGUUACUGCUUAUGGUGUAGAUUAUGACAGGGUUUCGAAGACUUAUAAUUGGACUAAGUUUAAGAGUGUUGCUAGAUUAGAAAAGAAAUAUGAUGAUACAUUAACUGAAUAUUUCCGCUCGUUUUAUGCAAUGUGUAAACGUUUAUGUGGUCAAACUUUAACAGAAGAAGAAGAACUUUGUGAUUUCCCUAUGGAGAUGAUAAAUGAAGAACGAGCUCGACGAGCACUUGAUCGUAUUAAUUUAAUUGUUAAAAUACGAGAAGAAACAUUGAAUCAUCCACGUCUAGAUGAACGUUUAAAAGGUUGUCAAGUAUCUGCUGAUGUGCCUGAUUGGUGGCAACCGGGGAAACACGAUAAAGACUUACUCAUUGGAGUUUCAAAGCAUGGUUUAGGAAGAACAGAUUUUUAUAUUCUUAAUGACCCUGAGUUAUCAUUCAGAGAAAUCGUUCAAAAAAAUUUGUUAUCAGCUGUAUCUGGAUCGUUUACUACAGAAAUGCUUGAAGCUGCUAAAUUGGAAUCAACUAAAACGGAAGCAGUUAAAUUAGAUGCAACCAAAGGAGAAGCAGUAAAAUUGGAUACCGCCAAAACGGAAACUGCUAAAUCAGAUGUAACCAAACUAGAUSUUGUUAAAACCGAAGCCAUUGAAGUUGAAUCAGUCGAUUCUGAAACCAUUAACUCUGAAAUACCAAAAUCUGAAACCGCUAAGACUGAAAAAGUGGAUUCAGAAAUAAAAAUAGAAUCGGUUGAGUUACAAGAAACAGWAGUAGAAAAAGUCGAAAUCAAUGAUGWUUCAACUUCUGAUAAAACCGAGUCGACAAGAACUGAAACUAUUGCUGCUAAUAUAAAUGGUGAUUUAGUGAAUACUCCUGAUAACAAAGCAGAAAUUCCAUCAAAUGAAGAACCUAAAGAACAUUUGGAUUUAGACAAUGAAGGAAGUGAAAAACCAGAUAUACCUGAUGAUAGUAGUAAAGUAGAAGUAUCUGAUAUUCCAAMAGAGCAAUUAAAUGAUAAAUCUUCUGAUGAAAUACCUGAUCAUCAGAAUGAAGAUGAAAAAUCAGAAAAUACUACAAGUGUAGAAAGCAAACAGACUGAUGACAAAGAGAAAGAUGAAUUGAAAAAUAUUGAAGUAGAAAAUACUGUAAAAAGUGAUGAUGUUGAAUCUAAAACUGAAUCUAUUAAAAAUGYCAUUAAUGAGGUUCCUUCAGACACGAUUGUUAAAUUUGAUACUAAAGUUACUGAACCCGUUGUUAAACCUAAGGAAUGUUCAUCAUCUGUAGAGAGUGUAGAUAGAUUAAAAGCUAUGUUUCCAGAACUGGAAGUUGUACACAAAGAUGUAUCUAAUCCAACCAUUGAUAAAUUACCAGUGCAUAAGCCUCUGCAACAGAUUGACCAAACAAUUGCUCAUCUCUUAGCAACUAGCUAUCAAAAUCCAAUUAAAUGGCCUAAAGAACAUGCACUAGUGGUCCGUCUACAGCAUAUAGUAGAGUGUGUUGAAACAGGUGAAUGGCCUGUUAGCAAGAAAUUUUCUGCUUAUGCUCAAAAUCCAAAUAUGUGUGGAAUGGGAAUAGAAGAAACUGAUAUAACUGUUUCUAAAAGAGAUGUUGGUGUAUCUCAUGAUCAUUUAAAUUUAUCCGAUAUUCAUAAUGAACAUUCAAGUUUGAAAUCUAAUAAUAUUAUGGCUCAUUCAAAUCCUAAUUUAAAACGUAAACGUCAUAUUGCUAUUGAUGUUGAGACUGAAAGAGCUAAACUGCAUGCAUUAUUAAAUACAAACUCUAUCCCAGCUCAUCCAAUCAAACACUCUCCAGCUCCUAUGUGGGAACAAACAGAUGAAUCACUUUCUGAAGAUUCAAGGCGUUCAACUCCAGUUACACCACAACUCAUUCAGCCGCCACCAGCUCAUCAACAAUCUCAUAACACACCUUCACGAUUAAUGAAUUUGGGAUAUGAUCUUAAAGUGUUGAACAAUCCAAAACCUCCAACUACUGUUGCUGCUACAACACAAUCUACUGGACCUAUGGAUUUAUCUUCUGGUGGUGCUACGCAAGUUGGAUGCAUGGAUUUGAGUUCAGGACCAAGAGCAACGUCUGUGUCUAUCAAUGAGGCUCAAGAUUUUUCAAUGCCAUUCAAAAAUAAACCUGUUCAAAAUAUAACUCAAACGUCUUCAUCUACACCUCCAAAAAGCAAAUUAGAUGACAUGUUAAACAAACUAAUGCAAAAAAAAAAUUGUGUUCGCACACCUCGCCCUGCUGAUGAACCCGUUGUUGGGAAGGAAAUGAAACGCCGUAAACUAGAUGAAAUUGUUUUUGGUCUCUCUGCUGCCAAAGAACAGCAAUCGUUACCUUCGUCAGAGCAGAAAAAACACUUGGCAUCUACUUCUACUGCUCACAAUUAUCCAACCCCUUCAAAUAAAUCACAACAAAAUAUGACACAACAAAUUGGAGUAGCUCAUAGACAAUCUGGUAAAUUAGAUCCACUAGCAGCUUAUUUAUCUUCUCAAGUUCAUGAACAGCAAUCUAAUUUACUUAAGCAACAUACAACAUUACAACAGCAACUUGCUCAACAGCAACAGGUAUUAAAAAUGUCUCAAGCAUCAAAUGCGUCGUCUGUAUCUCAAACACAACGUAAAAUGUAUGAAGCAAUGAUGGACAGUAUGGCAAAGAGUACUGCUGAGUAUUCGGGGAAACUAAAUGCUUCAUCAUUUUCUCAAGAAUCUAAAGUUAAUAAAUGGUUAGCUGAACAAAACGCGCUAAUGACUGACCAACAAAUGUCUGCAGACUUUUUAUCAGCUCCAAGAAGGAGGCGGCCAAGGGUAGAUCCUACAUUAUUGGAUUGGAAAAAAUUAACUGGCGAAGAAAAUGUAUCUGUUAUAAAUAGAACAACAGGAAAGAAGUUAACUGGUACAAAAGCUCCACAGUUGAAAAGGAUUGGACAAUGGCUUCUUGAAAAUCCAGCUUAUGAUGUAGAUCCUAAAUGGGCAGACUUAGUUAAAGAACGUGGAAACCUCACUCAUGAUUUACAAAAGCGCUUACCUCAAACAGAACGCAAAAAAGGCCCUGGUCGACCACCAAUGCAAUCUGGAGAAAGCCCAUCUAGUCAAUCUUUAUCGGCUAAUCAACCUUCAACAUCAAUGGCACCAAAUCUUUCUUUUCCGUCGUUGGCAUCAGCCGGUCUUGGUGGAUUAAAUCCAUCUACUUUGUUAUCAAGCUUGUCCAUGGGAAAUUUUGACCCUAAAAAUAAUCCUUUGCUAAUGCCAUUUAGUGGAUUGCCAAAUAUUGGUGCUUUAGGAGGUAUGGGAGGAUUGAGUAAUAUGAAUUUAACCAAUUCCUUAUUUGCCAACCUCGCUGGUCUAGGCCUUCCUGGCUUGGCUGGUAUGGAUCCAUCGAGUUUAAACGAUAGUUCUCAUUCAACACAAAGUCCACAGUCGAACUCUAAGUCUUCCAAGUCCAGGAAAUCAGAAUCUAAUAGUAAAAAUAUUCCAUCCUCAUCAGCUAAUGUACCUUCAAGUAUGCCUGGUUCGUUGCCAUUUUUCUUUCCAAAUCCUAGCUUGUUAUAUACGCCUUUGGGUUUGGGUGGAUUAAAUCCAUUUUCAUUGCAACCAGGAGCUAUAUCAUCUGCAUACGAUAGUCUUUCGUUGUUGAAUGGUAGYUUAAACGUUUCAUCACCUAACACUUCUCAAAACUCACUUUCUCGUCAUAAAACAUCAAGUAGCCGUGGUCAAAAUUCUAAUGUUAGCACUGUUACAUCGUCUAGCCARAGACAACCAAGGACCAGUACACAUCAUCUUCCAUCACCAACUCAAAGUUCUACAGAUCUUCUUGAGAAUUUAACAAGAGCUGGGCGUAAUUUACCUCCUCCAGAUUUAUCAAAAACCCGUAAUUCAAGAGAUGUUGACAAUUUGCGUUCCCUAAUGUCAAGUAUUCCAUCAUUUAAUGUAUUAGCAGCGGGUACUCUAGCAAGUGGUAAUGAUUCAAAAAAAACUAGAGAGCAAGAGAUGAGAGAAGCUCUUGAGAACUUAAGUAAAGCUUCACCUGAGCUAUUUGCUCGUUCAUUGCCUGAUGACAAAAAAUUUAGUUUCCCAUCCAUGGAAAUGAUUGAGAAAACUUUAAAGAGACCAUCGGAUCAAAAUACAUCAAAUGAAAGACCAAACAAACGAGCUAAAGAUAUGAUAUCACCAAUUACAAUACCUGUUCCUCAUACUAUGACAAAAUUACCAUCUAUUAAUAGGGAAAAUCUAUCAGAAUCUGGUAUUGAUUUAUCCGGUACUAUUAAAGCUAAAUCUCCUGAAAAACAAAGAGAAAAAUUUAAAAAAAUGGAUAUUCCUCAAUCCACUAAUAUAGACGCGGAAUGUGAUUCACAAUUAUUAGAUAAAUGCGAUUCAGAAAGCAUAGAUAUGACAAAACAUUAUGAUGAAAAUGAUGAUAAAAAUGGAGGAAAAAACCGUAAAAGAUGUCGAUUAAAGAAAACUUCUGUUGAUGAGAAUGUCGAGCGUAAGAACUUACGAAGUAAUGCWGGCAGAGCUGCCGCAGCUGCAGCUGCAAGAACGAAGUCGCAUUCACCAUCGCCAACACCAGAAUAAUGGAUUUAUUAAAAUUUCCUAGCUACGUCUCGAAGAGGUUUAAAACCAUUCUUAGUAUUUGAUGCUCAGAUAAGCAUUUCUUGAUUGUUUUAAUACAAUUUUUUUUUCUUAAAAGUAUUAUUUUUUUUUUUAAAUAGUAUUUUUAAGAUAUCWUUUUCUUAUUUGGUUUGACGUUUAAGUUUUUUAAAAAUAUAUUUGUUUAAUUCUUGAUUACUUCAAACCUUAAGCUCAAAUUUGAUAUUUGAUUUUUAUAAUUUUUGUUCAAUUGAAUUUAUCAUCUAAAAGAUAAGUGCCGUUUUACUAUAAUAGAUCAUUUUGAGGCAUCCGUGAUGUAAAUAUAUUUUAUUGCUCUCUAAAAUUGAAAAAGAAUGAGUAAACAAAUCUAUUUUUUAAAAUGUCGAUUCCCUGAUUUUUUUUAUUAUUUUUUUUUUAAAAUUUUGUUUAGUGAUUUUUUAUACAACUGUGAUAGUGUAUUUUCAAUAUGGUGAACUUACACUUAGUAGAUGUAUUUGUGCAUUUGUAAAGAAAACUUAUACUUGUACUACACAUAUAAAUUAUACGUUUUCUUCCUGGUCAAUAAUCAUACAUAUAAAUACAUAUUUUUAUUUUUUCCGACAAUUAUCAGUUUUAUUUUUAAACUAGUAUUCUGUUGCUAGUUAAUUUUUAYCCUUUUUUGAGCAGCUAGUGUGUCGCAUACGCACACACAAAUUUAUGAAUGUUUAUGUAAUUAUACUGGUAUUUAGUUGUUAAUAACAUUUUUUUUUAGUCAUGUGACCACAUUUCCUCAGUCACCAUUGUUUAUGUAUAACCCCCAUACAUGUUCGAUGUAUUUUAUGUGUAACCUAUUUUUGUAUAUAUGUUAUAUAAUUCUAUAUAAAUAUGUGUAUACAUAAACAAAUAAUA